Messenger RNA from Corticium candelabrum, 1629 nucleotides. RefSeq names its product nucleolar complex protein 3 homolog. Gene Ontology annotation, cellular component: nucleolus. The transcript has 11 exons. Gene Ontology annotation, biological process: DNA replication initiation. Bases 1 to 1629 code for a protein of 542 amino acids. Gene Ontology annotation, molecular function: chromatin binding. NCBI's taxonomy places the organism in Eukaryota, Metazoa, Porifera, Homoscleromorpha, Homosclerophorida, Plakinidae. The record is from RefSeq and is a predicted model, not a curated record.
AUGGGCAAACCCAAAGCAAAAAAAAAUAAGUCUCAAGUUCGGAAACGAACGAAAAGCGUGAAAGGUCAAAAGAAGCGAAUUCCACGGAAGAAAACCCAACAGAGUCGUCCAACUAGAGUGGAGAUGUCCAUUCACAAGGAAGAGACGUCGAGAAAUCAUGACUUUACGGAUAGUUCUGGCCUUGCUGCGUUUGACGACGCGGAGUCUGAUGAGAUGAAUGGCUUGCCUGAUGAGGAAGACUUGGCGCUGGUGGAUGAUGAGACGGGAGAGGCGUUAGGGUUUCUGAAAGGCAUUGAGAAAACGCUGCAGAAAGACCUUCAAAAGUCUGCAGAUCAGAAGAGAAGAAAAAGGAAACGGGAAGAGUCUGAACAAGAGGCGUCAUUCGAAAUGAUACCGAGACAGAAAGCAAAAGUUUCCAACGUGGACAACACAGGAGACGACGAAACUGAGACGCGAUUCUUACUGCCUAUCAAGACAGCAGCAGGAUUGAUAACGCGAACAGAAGUGAGAAAGAAACAGAAACCACCAGGUGUGUAUACCCGAAUUGGAUCAAGUCACAGUGUCGUAUGCAAUCGAGUGUUGCUUGUAGAAGAGAUGGAAGUCGGACGGGAGACUGACGAAGAAAACUCAGAAGUUGAUGUUGUUGCCAGAGUAGACUCUUCGAAGACUGUUUCAGUGGAGAAGUUUCGUAUUCCAUUGACGGCUGCCGAGGCGGUCUUACAGAGGGAGAUGAAGCUGAAGGCUCGAAAAGAAGAGAUAGCCACGUGCUGUGAUGCCAUACUAGAAGACCCCGAGAAUAAUGUCACUCAUUUGAAACGACUACGGAGCCUCUGCGCUGAACAAGAGCCGGACGUGUGCAUCACAAUUCGAAAAAUCGCGAUGGUCUCUCUCAUGACCGUCUUCAUCGACAUCCUCCCAGGAUAUCGAAUUCAGACGUCAGCAAACGUGCAACGAGGUGUGAAGUUUUCUAAGGAUGUGAAGAGACUUCGGACGUACGAAGAGAGAUUACUGAGUAACUAUCAACGUUACUUGACUGUGUUGGAGAACACGAUUCACGGUCGGUUAUUGAUUGUGUUGGGGUGCAUGCUUGAUGGUGGGCUUCGGUUUGUGGCAGUGAACUGUAUGUGCCGGCUGCUUAAUGCUCAUCCACACUUCAAUUUUUGUAACAAUAUAUUGACUGUUAUUGUUCCGGUCAUGAAUGAUAGGCUGAUGGAUGGCAAGCUGGCUCUUGUUUGUUGUGAUGCUAUCUCACAGCUGUUUGAACAAGACGUGACGGGAGAGGCAUCUGUCGAAGUAAAUGAAUGCAAGGUUCUAGGUGUACGGCUGCCGAUUCGUUACCCGUUGACCCUGACGAGUACGGAGUGGAUUGGAAUGGCCCAGCAACCGUCGACAUUGAUGAUGAAAAGACCGCAAGCGGAGUUCACUUUACCAGAUGGCGUACAAGUUCCUCUCAGCGAAGCAGAUUACGAAGAUCUGAAACGAACAGUAAAUCCUCUAGCCGAUAGCAAUGAUUUUGGCGUAGACUUGUUCAUCGCGACAGUGGAGUCUCUUGCGUCUCACCUGCUAGAAUAUCCUAAUUCAUUAAUUCGUCGUUAUCAUCGCAGAGCUGUUGCAUUGACGUCUGCGUGA